Paramecium tetraurelia is the source of this 546-nucleotide messenger RNA. RefSeq lists its product as uncharacterized. The transcript has 2 exons. The record is from RefSeq and is a predicted model, not a curated record. NCBI's taxonomy places the organism in Eukaryota, Ciliophora, Oligohymenophorea, Peniculida, Parameciidae.
AUGUUGAUUGAUAAUUAAUUACUACAUAAUCAUAAUCAUGUGCUAAUAAAACAAAAACGCUAAGCCCCAAAAACAGAAAGACUAUCCUUAAAGUUGACUAAUGUGUCUCCUGUUCGCAGUUUUCAUUAAACUCAAAGGGAUCAAUUAGAAUAGCUUAUUAAGCAGAGCAUUUAAAAUCCAAAGAACAUAAAUACACUUUUGAAUGAAUUUUUAUCUCGAAAACAAGAAGAAAGCAGAGCUAGAGUUUUUUCAUAACCUUAGAUCCAAGCUGGUGAAUGCUCCCCCUAUAAAAGAAUUAUUAAAUAGAAAGCAGCCAGCAGACCGAACAGCAAAGAAAAACGUAUAGACACAACCCCUAUUUCCCCUAAUAAUUCACUUCCAUUUAAAAAGCAAGUUACUCUUCACAUUGAAUCAACAUAUUCAUAAAAAAAGUAAACAACUAUAUCUAAACUAUCCACUAAUGAUUUGAUUUAAUAUCAUAAGUAAUUGAUACAAAAGGCUUAAAAAAUGUUACUUUAUGCAUAAUUUAAGCGAUCAACAAAAUGA